AUGCAGAGAUUGUCGAGAUUCUCUUCAAGAACAAUCUUCUUCUCUUUCCUUAAAAAGCCGAACAAUUACAAUUGCUCGCUUCACUCUAACAUCUUCCUCCUCAUACACAAACAACACCUACACCAAAACCCCACCAACAUAUCAAACAAAACAACAAAUGGGUUUGGUCUUAUUUCUCUUCAAACCCAGCAACCGCUACAAGAACAAGACAACACAGUCGAUGAAUUUGCAAGCGAUGUCGAAAAGGUAUAUAGAUUACUCAGGAAAUUUCACUCUAGAGUUCCUAAAUUAGAACUUGCUUUACAAGAAUCUGGUGUGGUAAUGCGUAAUGGUCUGACUGAACGCGUCUUAAAUCGUUGUGGCGAUGCUGGGAAUUUAGCUUAUAAAUUCUUUGUGUGGGCAUCGAAGCAGCCUGGUUAUAGACAUUGUUAUGAGAAUUAUAAGGCUAUGAUUAAGGUUUUGAGUAAAAUGAAACAAUUUGGUGCUGUUUGGGCUUUGAUAGACGAAAUGAGGAGAGAUAAUAGUGUGUUAAUUACGAGUGAAGUUUUUGUUGUUGUAAUGAGGAGGUUUGCUUCUUCUAGGAUGGUAGACAAGGCAAUUGAAGUAUUAGAUGAGAUGCCCAAGUAUGGAUGUGAACCUGAUGAGUAUGUGUUUGGUUGUUUAUUAGAUGCAUUGUGUAAGAAUGGUAGUGUUAAGGAAGCUGCUUCUCUUUUUGAGGACAUGAGAGUGAGGUUUAGCCCAAGUUUGAAGCAUUUUACUUCUUUGUUGUAUGGUUGGUGCAAGGAAGGGAAGUUAUUGGAGGCUAAACAUGUAUUGGUGCAAAUGAGAGUAGCAGGGUUUGAGCCGGAUAUUGUGGUGUAUAACAAUUUAUUAAGUGGGUAUGCAAUGGCGGGGCAAAUGGGGGAUGCUUUUGACUUGUUGAAGGAGAUGAGGAGGAAGGGGUGCAACCCUAAUGCGACUUCUUAUACCAUUUUGAUUCAGGCACUUUGUGGGCAGGAGAAGAUGGAUGAGGCGAUGAGAGUUUUUGUUGAGAUGGAGAGAAGUGGUUGCGAUGCAGACGUUGUGACUUAUACUACUUUAAUAAGUGGCUUUUGCAAGUGGGGAAUGAUUGAUAGAGGAUAUCAGAUUUUGCAUAGCAUGAUACAGAAAGGGCAUAUGCCCAACCAAUUGACUUAUUUGCAUCUAAUGUUGGCCCAUGAGAAGAAGGAGGAGUUGGAAGAGUGUAAGGAAUUGAUGGGGGAGAUGCAAAAGAUUGGUUGCAUUCCUGAUCUUAGUAUUUACAAUGUAGUGAUUAGGUUGGCCUGCAAGUUGGGGGAGGUGAAUGAUGGUGUCGAUGCUUGGAAUGAAAUGGAAGCAAGUGGCUUUAGUCCAGGACUUGAUACUUUUGUCAUCAUGAUUAAUGGGUUUCUAGGGCAUAGAUGUUUGGUUGAGGCUUGUCAGUAUUUCAAAGAAAUGGUUGGGAGAGGUCUUUUGUCUAGUCGUCAAUAUGGAAUACUGAAGGAUUUAUUAAAUGCUUUGCUGCGAGAUGAGAAGCUUGAAUUAGCUAAAGAUCUUUGGAGUUGCAUUGUGACCAAAGGAUGUGAGCUUAAUGUGGAUUCUUGGACAAUUUGGAUUCAUGCACUAUUCUCAAACGGGCAUGUGAAGGAGGCAUGUUCAUAUUGUUUGGACAUGACGGAUGCAGAUUUAAUGCCAAAACCAGAAACUUUUGCUAAGCUCAUGCGUGGUUUAAGGAAAUUGUAUAACAGACAGUUUGCAGCAGAGAUCACGGAGAAGGUGAGGAAGAUGGCUGCUGAUAGACAGCGUGCCUACUUGCCCUGGUGUGGCAUGGAGCUGCUUCACUCAUCAAAGUAUGCUACUUACCCCUUCUCUGCCUUCGGUUUCUUUUGUGCAGAAGAGCGCUCAAACCAGACCAAGACUGGUGAAGAAUAUGAAGUGUACAUUCGUCUAUCAGAUGUACAAGAUGUUGCUUCUGAAUUCACUAGAUUUAUGGAUAGAUUUGACACUUUCCAGAGUUUGGUGCUUCUCAGGAAGCGCUCAAUAUCUCCUUUCUCUAGUCAAGUCAGCAUAUCUUUACAUCAUCUCCACUGCAUUCUCUUACUGAUUAGUGCAUAUGCAGUCAACAAUUUUUUGCCAUUGCAAAAGUCACGGUUUCUUACUCAAAUGUAUUUCCCUUUUCCAGGAUGCAUGGCUUUUCUAUUGAUCGUGGAACUGCAGAAAGGAGACAGACUAUCCAUAUUGCUGUCGUCCAAACCAUUUCGUGUUCAUGACCGACGUCUCUCGAUCAGAGUCUUGUAUAUUUAUGACAAAGUUAAUCUAUUCCGAAUUCUCCUGAUUCCUGCUUUUCUCUUACACUUCUCAGAAUUACCCUUGAUGGUAUUAUCAGAAAAUUUCCUUGAUCGAGGGAAGUCAAACUAUCCUUACUUCCUUACUGCUGUCAGGAUAAAUGGUUCUCAGAAAAGUUUGCUUUGCACUGGAUGGAGUUUAGCACUGCUCCUUCGUGACAUUUCGGGUGCUAUUAUCCCAAUACCACUUCUUUCUUGGGAGAGCCUUGGAAGUGAGUAUCAUCAAUUUGCAGCACUUCUAAGAGAUCUCCCUUGUUCUCUCCUUGCGGAUUGA
Molecule: messenger RNA, 2616 nt
Organism: Dovyalis caffra
Lineage: Eukaryota; Viridiplantae; Streptophyta; Magnoliopsida; Malpighiales; Salicaceae
Source: the annotation of a GenBank genome assembly